UUGAAUGAGUAUGUAUUGUCCAAAGUGUCAAAUCCUAAGAAGAUUGCACGCAUUGUGUAGUGUAAAUGUGGUCACAAUUUGCAAUAUCGAGAAAUAUCACAAGAUGUUUCCGACUACAUAAGCUUCUUUACCUAAAUUAAUAUCUCCGGAAACAAAAGGAGUGAAAUUUAAAAACAUGUGGUGUCGUUAACAUAAAUAUUACACACUUAAAAAAAUACAAUGGCGCGCCAUAGAAACUUCAGAAAUAGGAGUUAUUCAUACGACUAUGACGACGACGAAUUUUACGGUCAUUCAGUGGAGGAAGACAGCUGUUUGUCGCCGAAUGAUUCUGCUCAGUUCUUGUACGAUCGCUCCCGGAAUCAGCAAGCUAUAUCUCACUUUCUAGAAAGUCAUGCCAACAUUGAGGAGGAAACCGAAGGCGAGGCAGAGACCUCGCGGCCGUCGCUCGAGCGCCGCGAGUCACUCGAUAUCCGCUCUUUAAAUCUCACUGAGCUUGAUGAAGCCAAACUCAUGUCAUGCUUAGACGAGCUGCGAAAUGUCUUAGCUGAUACAGUACCGGAAAACAUUCUCACGGAAGCUGCAUUAAAGCACAAUUUUGAUUGCAGCAUAGCUCUUGAUAGUAUUUUAAAUGCUAAAAAGAAUGAGCCAGCACCCAAAAUAAAGGAUACUCCAAAACCAGUAAUUACUGUCAAUAUUCCCAAGGCUGUUGUCAUUUCCACAACAGAUGCACCAAAAGUUAUUACGACGAAUCUGGAGCCUAAAUCUUCAAGUGCUAUAAAGGGGUUUAAAGUAGAACAAGAGAAAACUACAAGCCAGCCUCAAACUCCUAGAGAUCAAUCUCCUGCAGGAGAGAGGCCUUUGAGGAGUGAUGUGCCUGAUGAAAACAAAAGCCUAGGCAAAUUGAAAGAAAACAAAAUUGAUCCCAAUGUCUUGUAUACAAAUGAAAGAGGUGCUGAUAAAGAUCAUCUGUAUAUAGUAGUAAUUGGUCAUGUUGACGCUGGAAAAUCAACUCUAAUGGGACGCUUGCUCUGUGAUCUGGGUGAAGUCAGUCAGAGAACCUUACACAAAUAUGAACAAGAAAGUAAAAAGAUAGGGAAACAAAGCUUCAUGUAUGCUUGGGUGCUUGAUGAAACUGGUGAAGAGAGAAAUAGAGGCAUCACAAUGGAUGUCGGGCGAGCACAAUUUGAAACUAAGACUAAAAGAAUUGUGAUUUUGGAUGCUCCAGGCCAUGCUGAUUUCAUACCUAACAUGAUUACUGGUGCGGGGCAAGCUGAUGUCGCCCUGUUAGUUGUUGAUGCAACUCGGGGUGAGUUUGAAUCUGGGUUUGACCUUGGGGGCCAAACUCGUGAGCAUGCCUUACUUGUGAGAUCCCUCGGAGUCAGUCAGCUUGCUGUUGCUGUUAAUAAACUUGACACUACUAAUUGGUCACAGGAGAGGUUCGAUGAAAUUUCAAAGAAACUUAAAGCAUUUCUGAAACAGGCUGGAUUUAAAGAUUCCGAUGUAACAUAUGUUCCAUGCUCAGGACUCACAGGUGAAAACUUGAUUAAACCAUCAACUGACCCUAAGCUGCUUAAAUGGUAUAAAGGGCCUUGUCUCCUAGAUGUAAUUGACAAAUUUAAUGUCCCAGAGAGGCCCGUGUCAAAACCUCUGCGCAUGUCCAUCAAUGAUAUAUUUAAAGGGACCGGUUCAGGUUUUUGUGUAGCUGGACGGAUUGAAAAUGGUAUACUCAACAAGGGUGAUAAGGUGAUGAUAUGUCCAACAAAAGAAGUUGCAGAAGUGAAGAGUUUGGCUAUCAAUGAUGUACCAAACAAUGUAGCUUUUGCUGGUGACCAAGUUAGUGUUACAUUAUCUGGGAUAGAUAUCCAAAAUGUUGCAGUUGGAUAUAUAUUGAGUGAUCCAAUCCAGCAGGUUCCGAUUGCCACACGUUUUGAGGCAAGACUUGUAGUUUUCAAUGUAAAAGCUCCAAUUACUAAGGGAUAUCCGGUGCUUUUACACCAUCAGUCUUUAGUAGAGUCUGCACAUAUUGUAAAACUGAAGGCUCUUUUGAAUAAAAGUACAGGAGAAGUGAUAAAGAGGAAGCCGCGUUGUUUGGGGAAUAACUCAGUAGCAAUAGUGGACAUAGAAGUCAGCAAACCUAUUAGCAUAGAGCGCUAUAAAGACGUGAAGGAGCUGGGCCGAGUGAUGCUGCGCGUCGCGGGCGUCACUGUGGCUGCGGGCCUUGUUACUGAUGUAUUUAAUAUAUAAAAGGUUAAUAUAAAAGUUAUGGGCCGUCAAACGGGGUGACUUCAAGUAAGAAUGGGCCUACUUUUGAGUCUUCAAAUGACUGUUCAAGCGUAAUUAUUCUUGGGUAGCUAAACCGUUUAAAAUUUUAAAGUAGUUAAUGGUGAAAUGUUACAGUUACCCCACUUACCACGGAUAUCAAAGUCGCCCCAAUUUACCGUAUCUUACAACAAUGCGUCAAAAUGGUCCUAAAACCAACAGGGUUGAGAGUUAUCUCAUUUAAUAGGAAUUUUUAUCUUCUAUAUUUCUUCAUAUGGACACCAAGUUGAAAACCAUUGCAGGACUGAAAUAAUCAAAGUUUAAUCGAGAAGUACGCAAUACAUACUGGUUCCUUCAAUCGGUCAAAGUCGGGCGAACCGUUUGCUGCGCUCAGCGGCGCGAUGCGCGAACAUUUGCCCUGCAGCUAUUCAUUUACUUGGGCUCUAUUGCCUAGGAAAUAAGGGUGACGACUUUUUGACUAAAAUACCAAUAUCUCAGUUAAGUAUGUAAUGAGUUUCCGCUUGGGGUCAAUAGAACGAAAUAAAGUAUAUAGAAAUACCUGUCUAUUGACCUGAGGACUCUCAUCACUUGUUUUUGGAACUCCAACUCCAACUUUGGCUCCAUACAAAGUUGCCCAAUAAAUAGUCCUAUAAUUUAUUACAAUUUUUAUUCUAAUUUUAAAUGUGUUUUUAGCUUAGGGUGGUAUUCCAUCUGUCCAAUAUCUUGGUCCAAUGUCAUUGCGUCUCACUCUCUCAUUAAGAAAAAUGUGAGACUGAACACACAUUGGACAAAUAAAUUAGACAGGUCGAAUACCACCCUUACCUACACCACAAACAACCCCAAAAGCAGAUAUACGGAAAGUAGGCACUUUCAACCAUUGUCUUCAUUUAAGUAACUUAAAGGAUUCAUUGUCUCGACAAUAUUUUUACUGGUAGAGUUAGAUAAAAAAAAGUCUGCCGCGAUUUUGAUAGCCCACGCUGUGCAAAUAAUAUUUUAAACGUCAAACGUCUAUGAAAUUAUGACGUAUAAAUAACACUUGCACUGCGUGGGUUAUCAAAAUCGCUGCAGACUUUUCUUGGCCUAACUUCUAUCUAUCACUAAACGCGUGUUUGUGGUGCUAAUAGCAUUACUGUUGAUUAUAUAUUCAGAACUUGUUCGCUCACUGACAUACAAUUUGUGU
Messenger RNA from Cydia fagiglandana, 3439 nucleotides. RefSeq names its product protein HBS1 (gene HBS1). Gene Ontology annotation, molecular function: GTP binding; GTPase activity. Lineage: Eukaryota; Metazoa; Arthropoda; Insecta; Lepidoptera; Tortricidae. The record is from RefSeq and is a predicted model, not a curated record. Gene Ontology annotation, biological process: translation. The transcript has 2 exons. The coding region runs from base 220 to 2244 and encodes 674 amino acids.